Molecule: messenger RNA, 534 nt
Organism: Mesorhabditis belari
Lineage: Eukaryota; Metazoa; Nematoda; Chromadorea; Rhabditida; Rhabditidae
Source: the annotation of a GenBank genome assembly
AUGGAUGGGGAUUACAAAGGACUGAGACAACUGGAACUAUCAGAAAGUGAAAAUCUUCCAUUUGAUUGGGAGAGAACGGGCUCCGGAGGAGAUAACAUUCGUGGAUUCAUAGAGGAAGAACAAGAUAACCACAACUGUAACGCCGCAGCCAUCAAAUCGGAACAAAGUGCGAGUCGUAUUCGGAGGCAAAUCAGUAAAAUGAAUGAAAUCAUUCAAGAUGAAGAUUUUGCUCGCAAUCAACAUGGCCAGAUGGCAAUCCAAGACCUAAAUCGACUCCGUGACGAAGUCCAUUCACCAUACAUUCAUACGAUGGACGUAUUUUUGGCAGCUCGCAUGAAAACAAAUAAAUCAUUGAGCAAAGAAAUCAUCGAGAUCAUGUAUCAGCUCGACCUAUCCGACAUGAAAUCUCUUCUUUAUCAUAUUUUGGAACCGAGACAACAUCCGGAACAUUUCCAAAUCAAGACUAUCGAUCAAUUUCCUAGCUAUUUGCAAAGUUUCGUGGAAAUCGUGGCCGGGAAGCUUUGUAAUGAGCGA